This is a messenger RNA of Miscanthus lutarioriparius, 228 nucleotides long. The record is from the annotation of a GenBank genome assembly. NCBI's taxonomy places the organism in Eukaryota, Viridiplantae, Streptophyta, Magnoliopsida, Poales, Poaceae.
AUGCGGACGGCGAGGGCGGUCGGGCUGGCCAGCGUGGCCGACGCGCUGCGGGAGCACCUCCACGUCUGCUGCGGCGUCGCGCUCGGGCUCCUCCUGGUGGCCGCCGCAUGCCCGCACGUCUUGCCGCUCGGCUCCGGCGCCAGCAGGCUCGUGCAGGCGGCGCUCGUCGCCGUCGCCUGCCCUCUCGUCGGGACGGCUAGAGUCGAAAAGGCAAAUGCUGAUCGUUAA